This is a messenger RNA of Paramecium sonneborni, 895 nucleotides long. The record is from the annotation of a GenBank genome assembly. NCBI's taxonomy places the organism in Eukaryota, Ciliophora, Oligohymenophorea, Peniculida, Parameciidae.
AAUUUGCGGUGUUAUUAAAUGAAGGGUUUGAGAUUAGGAGCAAGAGUUUUCAGUCUGAUAUCAUCUCCUUAAUAAGUAUUUUUUAGAUAAGGAUUACAUUAAACAUCAAUUUACUUGUUUUCUGAAAAGACAAAGAAGCAAGAUACUCAAAAGAAUGAUUAAAAAUAAGAAAAAGCUUAAUAAAAAGAACAAAAAGAAGAAUAAGAAAAAAAAGAAACAUAAAAAAAAUAAGAAGAGAAAAUUGAAUCUCUUGAUGAAUCUCAUGAAGAUAAAUUACAUAGAGUUGAAUAAUUUUAUGGUAAACAAAUUGAAAAAUUAGAGAAUUAAAUAAAAGAUUAAAAAGAAAAAAUUCAUGAUUAAAUUAAGUUAAUAAAUUAAUUAGAAGCAUCAAAUAAAGAUCAUAAUUCAAAAAUAAAAGAAUUAAGAGAUGCUUUAAAAGCAGAAAUAGAAGAAUAGGAAUUAUAAUAAAAAAGAAUCUUAAAGUAUCAAAUAUAAUAAUAAUAAUUUUUUAGGGAGAAAGAACAAUUAAAAGUAUUUGCCAUAUCAAAUUUUGCCAAAGAAUUAUUAGAAGUAUAAGAUAACCUUGAAAGAGCAAUUGGAAGUACUACUGAUAAACCUGAAAAUAAUCCUUUAUUAGAAGGUAAUUUAAAAUUAGAUUUAUUAAGGUGUUGUUAUGACUCAUUCAAUUUUAGAAAAGGUGUAUAAGAAAUUUGGAGUUUAAAAGAUGGAUAUUGUUGGUAAGAAAUUUGACCCAAACUUUCAUGAGUCUUUAUUUUAAGUCGAAGAUCCUGAAAAAGAACCAGGAACUAUAUGUUAUGUUGCAUAAGAUGGGUAUGUAAUUGGAGAAAGAGUUUUAAGACCAGCAAAAGUUGGUGUUGUUAAAUAAUAAUAAUGA